This is a messenger RNA of Camellia sinensis, 1110 nucleotides long. RefSeq lists its product as uncharacterized. Lineage: Eukaryota; Viridiplantae; Streptophyta; Magnoliopsida; Ericales; Theaceae. The record is from RefSeq and is a predicted model, not a curated record.
AUCAUAUAUGUGAGCCUAACAGCCCUCACAACUUACUUUUGUGAACUUCCCUAUUCUCUUCUCUUCUCCUACCUCCUUGUAAACCACGUCUCUCAUUUCUUUGCAGUGCCAAACUCAAAAACUUAGUCCUGAAUGGUUGGGCCUGUCUGGACUUUCAUGUUCUCUUCUUCAUCUUCUCUUCUCCCUCCAUCCCUUUCUUCUUCCUUCGCCUCUUCCAAAGAAGCAUGGUAUUAUCGCUGCCUUGGCCUUGACCCUUGAAUCCAAUUCCCUCUCUCUCUCACCCCUUCUUUAGCUUUUCUUCUUCUUGUUUUUUCUUUUUUUUAUAUUAAUUACUGGGUAUGGAAGAGAACACAAAAACAAAGUUAAAACAGAAGAUGAAUAGAAGUGUAUCUGAGAAAAUGUUGGCACAGAAGGAAAAAAAGAAGAGCACCGAGUCUCAGAGUGUGAAGAAGAAUCGAUUCUUGAUCACUGUCAAUGUUCUUGGCAGCGCUGGACCUAUCAGAUUUGUGGUGAAUGAGGAAGACAAUGUUUCUGUUGUUAUUGAUACUGCUUUGAAAUUGUAUGCUCGAGAAGGGCGACUUCCUGUUCUUGGCUCUGACGUCAAUACUUUCCUUCUCUAUCCUGCCAAUGCUGGAUCAGAUGCUCUUAAUCCAUCGGAGUUGAUAGGAUCAAGUGGAGGAAGGAAUGUUGUGAUGUGCAAGAAGCAGACCCAACCACAGAUGACAGAAAACCGGUCGGAGAUGAUUUCUAGGAAGGGAGGAAGCAAUAGUUGGAAGGCAUGGCUCAAUAAGUCCUUUAGCUUCAAGAUAUUAUCUCAUUAAAUUAUCAUAAAAAAUUCUAAGUGCACAAAAUUUGAUCACACCACCCCCAUGUGAGAAAACUGUGUUCAGUUUUGUGAUUGGAAUUUAUGCACGUAAAAAAACUGAAUUUUCAUUGGUGUUGGAAGGUUAAUUUUCUUGGCAAGUGACUCUUGUUUUGAGCUGUUCUCUACAAAAUUGUGAUUCGUGAUCAUACAUAGUCUUGUAAUGAUCUUUUAUGCUAUGUAACUUUUUAAAAUUAUGAACAAAAUGUUUCAAAUGAAUAAAGAAAAAAGUUUGUUUGAGUUUUAAA